CCUUUUCCUUAUCGUCGUCUUGUUUGUCCCCACCCUAAUUAUAACCUCCACUUCCCCUUCUUUAUCAUAUCUCUUCCUUCCUUCACCCUCUCAAUCUUCUAUCACCACCGUUUCUUGCACAAUUCCUGCCUUCGCAUUUCCACAGUCAUCGUUUCCAAUUCUCUCUCCCACUGCUUCAAGAAGUAGGAGGAAUAUGAAUAUGAAUGGGAUUUCUACCAUCUCCGACCUGGAACAAGAAGAAUUGCUUCUCAAAUUGGAGGUCUUCAAAAUCAAAGGUAAAGAUAAACACGGACGCAAGAUCCUUCGCAUCAUUGGCAAAUUCUUCCCCGCACGAUUCGUGAGCGUAGAUGUUGUGAAAAAGUAUCUGGAGGAGAGGAUUUUUCCCAAGUUGGAGAAGAGAAAGUUCUCGGUGGUGUACGUGCACACCGGGGUUGACCGUUGCGAGAAUUUUUCGGGAAUCUCGGCUCUGAGAUCAAUCUACGAGGCGAUUCCGAUGAAUGUGAAGGAGAAUCUGGGGGCCGUUUAUUUCAUUCACCCGGGCCUUCAGUCGCGGCUUUUUCUGGCCACCUUCGGUCGCUUUCUCUUCACCCCCGGGCUGUACGGGAAAUUAAGGUACGUGAGUAGGCUUGAUUAUCUGUGGGAGCAGGUGAAGAGGAACGAGGUGGAGCUGCCGGAGUUUGUGUACGAUCACGAUGAAGAUUUGGAAUAUCGUCCCCUCAUGGAUUAUGGCUUGGAGAGCGACCACCGUGCUUCUGCCUCCCUCGAUUCCCCUCUUUCUACCUACUCCAUGAGAUGCUGCAAUGGCACAACCAUUACAAGAAGUGAUGCCAGAAGUAUCACAUGCCUUAUGCACAUGGCAUAUUUCAAUGAAUGCAAUGAAGCACCUUAAAAACUUGAAAAAUGGUUAGUCUCAUAUCUUGAAUAAUUUCAAUUAUUAUACGUGUCAUUGUUGGGAUGAGACAGAGUUUAAGGAAGCAUGGCAAAAAUUAUUAUCAAGACACAACAUGGGAGAAAACACAUGGUUGAUAUCCACGUAUGAAAUAAAAGAGAAGUGGAUAGCAUGUUAUAUAAAAUGCUUAAGGAUACUUGAUAUGAGAAUUACUCAUAUUAUUGAAGGUAUAAAUUCAUAUGUGAAGAGUUGUACAAGUCCUAAAUUAGAUUUAAACCAACUCUCUCAAAAGUUUAUACAAACUAUAGAGGACAAGCAUCAUAAUGAAUUGUAAUGUGAAUUUCAGAUAUGUGAUAAGUUGUCAAGGUUGA
Messenger RNA from Prosopis cineraria, 1260 nucleotides. RefSeq lists its product as uncharacterized. The record is from RefSeq and is a predicted model, not a curated record. NCBI's taxonomy places the organism in Eukaryota, Viridiplantae, Streptophyta, Magnoliopsida, Fabales, Fabaceae. The transcript is spliced from 4 exons. The coding region runs from base 194 to 889 and encodes 231 amino acids.